ACGACUCCCAUUGUCAAGGCGGCGGAGAGACAUGUAUCUUGUCAGUAUAUUCAUAAUCUUCGGUCACAUUCACCUGGUACAUUUGAAGCCAUGAUGCACGGGAAAUUAGCAUGAAUGACAGCCAACCAGACCAGCCAAUCUGAGGAUGAUUUAAGUGCUAACAGGAGCCAAUAAGAGUAUAUUUGGGCGUGAAUAGAUGUUUUUGUCCACUGGAAAACAUUUUAAGAAUCGUGACUCCCUGUGACUGGACCAUUCUUCACGACUAAAACCCAACGCAUUUGGGAUAUAUUGCUUCAUAUUUAUUAAAUAUCUAGCUAGCUGAGUUAUAAACCGUUCCACUAUUUAGCUUGAUAGGAUUGAAAUGCUACAUUUUCGGUCUUCGGUAGUGCUCAAGGAGUUGUUUCAAUCCAACCUGAAGCGCCCUUUGACAGGUAUAGCCAGAAAUACAUCACCAUCAGUCGCGUAUUGCUUUAGCACCGCCUGUACAGAUGUCAGAUAUGUGCCCAAAGUAAAGUGUCUCCAGCAUGCGGUUGGAUGGAGAGAUUCGCCAUACACUACCAACGGCCACGGAACUCGGAAGCUCUCCACCAAGAGCGAUGACGGUUCGGCCCCACCGCCAACGGACACCAAAAAUGACACCGCCACCAGCAAUGAAACCGCCACCAAGGAGGCAGCUGCCGAAAAGAGAAGGCAGGCAGGCAUCCUGCCCAGUCUGGAGGAUCUACUCUUCUACACCAUCGCCGGGGGCGCUGAAAAAAUCCCAGCUCACAAAUUCACCACAGCGCUGAAAGCCACAGGGCUUCGGACCGGAGACCCCCGGCUGAAGGAAUGUAUGGAGAACCUGAAAGUCAUCAUGAAGACCACGUCAGACGGAAACCUGGACCGACACCUCUUCAAGAAGUGUGUCCAGAGCAACAUCGUGCUGCUCACCCAGGCCUUCAGGAAGAAGUUUGUUAUCCCCGACUUUGUGUCCUUUGCCUCCGAAAUCGACGCUCUCUAUGAGAAUGCCAAACACCUGGGAGGGGGACAGGUGGCUGACUACAUUCCCCAGCUGGCAAGGUUCAGCCCGGACCUCUGGGCCGUGUCCAUAUGCACUGUGGAUGGACAAAGACACACAGCGGGUGACACCAAAGUCCCGUUCUGCCUGCAGUCGUGUGUAAAGCCUCUGAAGUACGCCAUCGCCGUGAACGACCACGGGACAGAGUAUGUGCACCGUUUCAUCGGCAAAGAGCCCAGCGGUCUGCGCUUCAACAAACUAUUCCUUAACGAGGAAGAUAAACCACAUAACCCUAUGGUUAACGCCGGCGCUAUCGUGUGCACGUCCCUCCUAAAGCAAGGGGCAAGCAACGCUGAGAAAUUUGAUUAUGUCAUGAACUUCAUGAACAAGCUGGCAGGAAACGAGUAUGUGGGUUUCAGCAAUGCCACAUUCCAGUCAGAGAGGGAGUCUGGAGAUCGGAACUUUGCUAUUGGCUACUACCUGAAGGAGAAGAAGUGCUUUCCAGAGGGGACAGACAUGACCUCCAUUUUAGACCUCUACUUCCAGCUGUGCUCCAUCGAGGUGACCUGUGAAAGCGCUAGCGUCAUGGCGGCCACCCUGGCCAACGGCGGCUUCUGUCCAAUCACAGGCGAGCGCGUGCUGGGCCCGGAGGCGGUACGGAACACCCUGAGCCUAAUGCACUCAUGCGGCAUGUACGACUUCUCGGGACAGUUCGCUUUCCACGUUGGACUUCCAGCGAAGUCGGGCGUGGCAGGGGGCAUCCUGCUGGUGGUGCCCAAUGUCAUGGGUAUCAUGUGCUGGUCCCCUCCCCUGGACAAGCUGGGUAACAGUGUACGAGGAAUUCAGUUCUGCACGGAUCUGGUGUCCCUUUGCAACUUCCACAACUACGACAACCUGAAGCACUUUGUCAAGAAGCUGGAUCCUCGCAGGGAGGGCGGAGACCAAAGGGUGAAGUCGGUCAUCAAUCUUCUCUUUGCUGCGUACACUGGCGAUGUGUCUGCACUGAGGAGGUUUGCUCUGUCUUCCAUGGACAUGGAGCAGAGGGACUAUGACUCCAGGACAGCCCUCCAUGUGGCUGCAGCAGAAGGACAUGUGGAGGUGGUCAAGUUCCUGUUGGAGGCAUGCAGGGUCAACCCUGUUCCCAAAGACAGGUGGGGUAACACACCGAUGGAAGAGGCAGUGCACUUUGGACACCACGACGUUGUGACCAUGCUCCAGGACUACAACAACAAGUACAGUCCACCGGGGGGCGCCACUGAGGACAAAGAGAAGGAGAUAGCGGAGAAGAACAUUGACGGCCUACUAUGAGCCAAUUAAUACUCUUAUCUAUCCAUAGAAAUGAAAUAACUAGAACGGACGUUCCCAUUGAAAUUAUAUAUAUAUAUAUAUAUAUAUAUAUAUAUAUAUAUAUAUAUAUAUAUAUAUAUACACAUGUGAUCUGAGAGGCUUGGUUCUUUCCAGUCAUUCUAUUUCUAUGGCCCCAUUAACUAUCUGGAAGACUUACUGUAAGUGUGUGGUCCAUUUGUCACGUCAGUGGUAGGUCACAUAUACUGUUGAUAGUACUGUAUUUUUGAUUUUGUAUAAAAGUAUUGUAUUUCUGUCAUUUGAAAGACGACAAUGUGUUUAAAAUAUAUAUAUAUAUUGAGCUUUGACUUUUUCCCAGAUGUUUUUAGUUUUUCGGUUGUUUCCUUUCGCUUCGCUUUUUUUAUGUCGUACUGCGCAAUUCUCCCUCAGUGUGUGUCGGCACUAUGUGGAAUGUAUUUUCUACAUUUAAAUGCACAAAACAUUUCUCUUUAUGUACAACAGUGUGUAAAACCUGAACGUAUGCAUCAGAUAACGUGUACAUUUAUGUCAUGUGUGUAUAUCCCUGAAAUUAAUAUAAUGUCAGAGGUAGAUGGAUUCAGUGUAAAUACUAUUUUAUCUGUAGUGAAAUCAAGUGACUCUCACUGGCACAGCUUUUGAAGGAAAUGGGUAGAAAUGGGUCCACACACUGUGCAUUAGGCUUAAGUUUGUCUCUAUUGAUGAGGCAGAAUGCAUGACAUAAACUAUUCCACAUGUUCACAGAUCUAGGGAGCCUGGUUGCAAAUCUGUUUGUGCUGUAUAUGACACUGGCUAUUCAGUUGGCUAUACAGGCCAGAGAGAUCUGGGACCAGGUUAUCUAUGAUUUAAGACCUCUGGUCUUUUAAUUUAGGCCCAGGAGCUUCAUAUGAAUUCAAAGUAUUGCAUUAUGUGUAAUGAGUUUGGUUUUGUUGGUUUGCUAUUCGAUAGCUAGACAUUUUUGCACCUUUUUCUCCAAAAUAACACUUUUUUUUUAUUGAUUGUUCUAUAACCUUAUUUUAAUUUGGAGUAGAAAGGGGGUUAUUUAUUUAGGUGUCAGCCAAAGCUUUUCUGUACGUUUGCGCCACCUGAUAAUGAAGUCUAGUCGGUGACUUAAAAAAAAGAGAGGAUAUCACACGCCUCAGGAGCCACAGGAGCAAUACAAUACAAUUCAACCAGCAGCCAUGUGCUCUUUACAGACAUGUUUCCCACCUGUGCUAAGUCAAAUUUUAGGGCAAAACAUAAAACCCUUCGAAACAUUGAUUUAUCACUUCAUGGAUACAGCCGUGUCAAUGGUGUUACUAUUAUGAUUUGUGACACGUUUUAUUUAUUUGUCAGAUGUAUUUUUUUACAUUGAUUUUAUCAUCAGUUAUAGACAGUGCAUUACACUUUGAUGAAUGUUUUUGGUUCAGAACAACUCCACAGAGGUGGACUUUAAAUCUCGCCAUACUCACCCAAAUGCCUCGUUUGGGUAGAGAUAAAAUAGUUAUCCUUAUGGGCCUAUAUGAAAGCAGAACACUAAGACGAUCCUACAUACAGCUAAUGGAGCACUUUUUAUGCAGAGAUACGCAUAUUGAUUGUUUAACUGUUUAGAGUGUAAAAGUGUUAAAUAGACGUAAGGGUAUACUUAAAGUCAGGUUAGUUUGGUGAGAACUAGUCUGUGUGUAUUUGUUUGUGUCAUUGACUAUGCGAGGGACAGCCACGACAAAUCUGGUAAUGACAGAGGACAUUGCCAUCAAAAUCCCUACUCAAUUGUGCUGAAAGUACUAAGGCAACCUGUGAUUUGAUGAAUGGAUAUAUGUUUAUUGACUAACUCAUCUCAAGUGUUCAGUGUUGCAUUCAUUGGAUUUGACUUGACUUGGUCUUCCCAGUCCCUGUUGCACAGGAAGCCUCGUACGUAUGAGUGUUUAUUGUUCACCUGUGUAGGUGCAGGUCAUCUUCAACAUUAGCUAAUUAUUUUCAAUGUACCACAGGUGUACACUGAUGGCAUCAGUUUGUUUGUUUUCAUUCAAGUAUAUCCGCUUCAGCUGAGUGUUGCAGGCAAAGGAGAAAUAUUUAUUUCAAUUAUCAAACAAUGAAUAAAUAAAUAACUUUAAAUAUG
Messenger RNA from Oncorhynchus nerka (sockeye salmon), 4415 nucleotides. Its product is annotated as glutaminase kidney isoform, mitochondrial-like. The coding region runs from base 362 to 2305 and encodes 647 amino acids. The record is from RefSeq and is a predicted model, not a curated record. Lineage: Eukaryota; Metazoa; Chordata; Actinopteri; Salmoniformes; Salmonidae. Gene Ontology annotation, molecular function: protein binding; glutaminase activity. Gene Ontology annotation, biological process: L-glutamine catabolic process. The transcript has 17 exons.